Seminavis robusta is the source of this 735-nucleotide messenger RNA. The record is from the annotation of a GenBank genome assembly. NCBI's taxonomy places the organism in Eukaryota, Bacillariophyta, Bacillariophyceae, Naviculales, Naviculaceae.
AUGGAGAUGGAGGAUGAGCUUGACAUUCCAAAUCUGGUGGCUGCAGAAACUAUCCAUCAAUUGCAACUUGGAGAAGAUCUCAGUGAUAUCAACAACAAUCCAAUCCAGCCAAUGGCUGAAACAGAUAUGUAUUUUGCAGAUACUCAAAAUGAAAGAAUCAGUGCUCUAGCAAAUGAGAUCAAAGUUCUUCAACAAAAAAUCAAUGAGGUACUGGUGGAUGGCAACAACAGGAUGAGUGCUCUAGCCAAGGAAAACAAGGUCCUUCAAGAUAAAAUAUCACAGCUAGAAACAAUUGUCAAAAAGCAAGCAGAAACAAUGCAGCAGUCAACACAAGCUCAAAUGCAGCCACCAGUGCUGCCAGAUGGUGACAGUGGCCCCAGUCCUUCUGCUCAAAUUGUCUCACCUUUACUGACAAUGCCAAAAUUUGUGCCAAUAGCACCAAGACCUUCAACUUCUGCAAUAAACAUGCAACAACAGAGUAAGCGGAUUUCUCCAGCAGCUCCACCAUUGUUGCAGCAACAGCAGCAGAUGCAACAGCAACAACAGCAAAUACAAAUGAUGCAGCAGCUCACCUUCCUCCAAAUGCAGCAGCAGCAGUUUCAACCACCACAAGUAAGAGGAUGCUGCGGGUCUUAUAUUGAUUGGUCAUUAGGAAGAAGAAUUGGUCGGCCACUACAUGAUCCAAACUGUCGAAUUCAACUCGAUGGGUAUGGCAAUGCGACGGCGCCAUAUUGA